Molecule: messenger RNA, 2475 nt
Organism: Cicer arietinum (chickpea)
Lineage: Eukaryota; Viridiplantae; Streptophyta; Magnoliopsida; Fabales; Fabaceae
Source: RefSeq, a predicted model, not a curated record
UAUUCCCCAAAAAAAUGCACAACCUCCAGUUUCCGAAUCCAAUACAUUUCCUUUUUCUCUCUUCAUGUGUUCAUUAAAACGCAGUUACUCACUCGCCGCUUUCCCGAAUGGCUCUCCUCACUUUCCCGCACUUUCCUUCCCAUUUUCCCUCUCUUUCCCGCUUCCCUAAUAACCGCUUCUCUCCAACUCGCCGUUAUUGCCCAACCGCAACAUCAUCCGGCACCGCCAUUCUCUGGUUCAAACACGAUCUCCGAACAGAUGAUCACCCUGGACUCCUCGCAGCUUCCGAUUUCCGAUCCCUAGUUCCUAUUUAUGUCUUCGAUCACCGCAUUUUAUCACGUUUUUCCGAUGAAAUGUUGGAACUGGUUCUGUUUGGUUUGCAAGAUUUGAAAAAGUCGUUGCAGGAACGCGGUUCUAAUCUCAUGAUUAGGUUCGGCAAUGCUGAGAGUGUGAUAGAGCAACUUGCUACAGAGGUCAAAGCCACUUGUGUAUUUGCGGAACAAGAGGUGGAGUAUGAACUACGCUUCAUCAUGGAUGUUGUCAACCAGCAUUUGAAAUUGAUCGAGGUUCCACAAGGAACUCCAAGAAUUGAAUUGUGGAAGACUCCAUUUUAUGAUGUAAAGGUGCUGCAAAAUCUUGCUGCAUCUUAUGAUGAAUUUGAGAAACUUCAGCUCCAAGUGACUACACCACUUCAGCUUUCAACAUUACCUGGUGCAGAAAUGGAACUAGAUUGGGGUGAUCUUCCUGUGUAUGAUGAUAUAAAGGGAUUUAUGGCUAGCAACCGAUGGAAAUCAGGAAAUGAUUGGAAUUUGAUCAAGGAGACGUCAGCUGAAACCUUCUUAGGAAGAGUUAUGUUGAAGUCUAGGGAGAGCAGGGAGAGAAGUUAUAGCUUUAGACAGAUACCAUCAAGGGAACCAAAUAAAUCUGUGUUUGUUACACAAAAAGGAAAUGUUGUAGGAGGUGGAACAUAUAAUGUACUGAAUGCAUUGGCUGCAUAUUUGAGGUACCUGGAGGGAACGGCUCGUGAUGAUUGGCAAGAGGUACAUGAAAGACUGCGUGCUUCAGAAAGUCGAAAUGGAGCAUCAUUUAUCUCAUUAUUUGGUCCUGCCCUAUCUCUGGGCAUUAUAUCUAGAAGAAGAGUACACUAUGAAGCUAUCAAAUAUGAGAAAGAACGAAAUGGAGGAUUCUUAUCUCCCUUUGGAUAUUCAGCUGCCACCAUUGCAGCAGCUGUUGAGGCCGUGUGUUCAAAGGAGUGGUAUUGGCUUUUGGCUUUGAGAAAUCAGAUAAAUAAUGGUGGAAUAGAGUCAACACGGAUUUGGAAAUGGAAUGGUUUUUUCAUUCAGUAUACAGUUGCUGGUGAAGAUGGUCCCGCUGUUCUUCUUGUGCAUGGUUUUGGUGCCUUUGCGGAGCAUUACCGUGACAAUAUACACAGCUUAGCCAGAGCUGGAAAUCGAGUUUGGGCUAUUACAUUGUUAGGAUUUGGCAAAUCAGAAAAGCCAAAUGUUGUAUAUACUGAGCUCUUGUGGGCUGAACUAUUGAGAGAUUUUAUUGUUGAUGUUGUGGGGGAACCAGUCCACCUUGUUGGCAACUCAAUUGGUGGUUAUAUUGUUGCUAUUGUUGCUCGAGUUUGGAGUGUUUUGGUCAAAUCCAUUGUCUUGAUCAACAGUGCUGGCAAUAUUAUCCCAAGAAAUACAUCCAAACCAUUGUCUAUGCCAAGUGAUAGACAAACGUCAGGGGCUACAUGGUUGGGUUCUCGCAUUCUUCUAUAUUUCUUGAGGCUAAAAAUUAAAGAAAUUGUUAAGAAAUGUUAUCCAGUGAAGGGUGAAAGGGCAGAUGAUUGGCUCAUAAAUGAAAUGCUUAGAGCAUCUUCUGAUCCUGGUGUGCUUGUUGUUCUGGAAAGCAUCUUUAGUUUUAAUCUUUCUAUACCUCUUAACUAUCUUGUUGAAGAUGUCAAGGAAAAGGUUCUAAUUAUACAGGGAAUGAAAGAUCCAAUCUCUGACUCCAAUGCCACGGUGUCUAUGCUUAAAGAGCAUUGUGAUUGUGUUUUAAUUAAGGAAUUAGAUGCUGGCCAUUGUCCCCAUGAUGAGGUGCCAGAACAAGUGAAUACUAUCAUUUGUGAUUGGAUACAUAGGGUGGAAAGUAACAUUUUAGCAGGGUUCCCAGUGUAAAAUUUUGGUAUCCGACAACUUUACAUAAUGAUUAUUAUUAUAGCAGCAGGGUAAAUUAAUUAUCUAGAGUCUAUAUUGGAAAUUAAAACAUAAGUGAUGGAAAAUUAAACACAUAUUAAUACUUCACUUUUCAAGUAGCGGGUUAAUUGUACAACAAGAAGAUUAAAUUCAAUGUAUCUUAGGAAAUAAUGUUAGCUUUAUUACUUUCUUGUAAAUUGCAUUUUGAUCAUUUAUUAUCAUUGUAAUUACAUUGUUUAUAAAUUAAGCAUGUUGCUGAGUGCAAAGUAACUCAAACACAUUUAGAAAA